This is a messenger RNA of Anopheles gambiae (African malaria mosquito), 2201 nucleotides long. Its product is annotated as calcineurin subunit B type 2. Gene Ontology annotation, molecular function: calcium ion binding; calcium-dependent protein serine/threonine phosphatase regulator activity. Lineage: Eukaryota; Metazoa; Arthropoda; Insecta; Diptera; Culicidae. Bases 875 to 1369 code for a protein of 164 amino acids. The transcript is spliced from 3 exons. The record is from RefSeq and is a predicted model, not a curated record.
ACGAAACAUCCGUAGUGUACACACGCGCGCGUUCUCUCUCCUUUCGUGUGAUUUUGUGCAUGACCGUGUGUGUUAUGCCAGCGGUAGCAGCAGCAGGCAGCAGCAGUGGAUACAGUAGCACCAGAAGCAUACGGCUAUUCUCGAAACAAGCAUGAGUUUAUCGAUUUUCCCAGAGGCAAAAGACGCUAAUAAUAAGGCGCAUACGACCGCAGCAUGCAAGAUCCAUUAUCUUGUGUUUGCAGCUCUCCAACUUAUCCUGUAGCUACGGACAACUAGAAAGUUAGGUUUAUUUUAUUAUGUGUAUGUUGGUAAAAUGUCCAUAAUUGUUCCACCACUAUAUUGGCUGUCCUUUGUUCAUGAGGCGCCGUUUAGCCAUUAAACCGAUUCAACAACCACUUAUAUCAUAUGAUAAUCGGUUAUUGCACAUUAGCCGAAUGUUUCUCUUUGUAUUCUCUUAAUGUUACUUAUCUUUCCACUUGCCGACAGCAUGGCGCAUGUGUUGCUAAUUUUAUUCAAACGCUCGAUUCACACCCUCACGAUCGCCGCGGCGUUUUGCCCAGUGGCUGGCCGAGCGCAAUGUUUUUGUUUCUCCCUCGUUUUCGGUAUUAUUUACAUCUGCCAGAUAUUUGUCACUCGGCUACGGUAAAGCGGCGUGGGCCGGUCACCACUAGCUAGCUGAAACGCUUGCGAACGCGCUACCAUGGGAACGGCGACAGUCCAUACUAACACGAUCGCUCAUGCCCCCUACACAGCUGGAUAUGUAGGGAUCAAUCUCUCAGUUUCCUUUUAUCCAGCAAACGAAGUGGAUCUUCUUUCUGUGGUCGCCCGCAGCUGGUGUGUCGUCGGACGUUAGUGCUAAUAGAAUCUAAUUCCAAUGGGCCAAAUCACAUCUCGCACCCUUGACGCGGACGAAAUCCGUCGAUUGGGCAAACGCUUCAAAAAACUGGAUCUCGACAAUUCGGGCGCCCUCAGCAUCGAUGAGUUUAUGUCCCUGCCAGAGCUGCAGCAAAACCCGCUGGUGCAGCGUGUGAUCGACAUUUUCGACGCGGACGGCAAUGGGGAGGUCGAUUUCAAGGAGUUUAUCCAGGGCGUGUCGCAGUUUAGCGUAAAGGGCGACAAACUGUCCAAGCUGAAAUUUGCCUUCCGAAUAUAUGACAUGGAUAACGAUGGAUACAUCUCGAAUGGGGAACUAUUUCAGGUGUUAAAAAUGAUGGUCGGUAACAAUCUGAAGGAUACGCAACUGCAGCAGAUCGUAGACAAGACGAUCGUGUUCGCCGACAAGGACGAGGAUGGCAAGAUAUCGUUCGACGAGUUCUGUUCAGUGGUGGGCAACACCGAUAUUCAUAAAAAGAUGGUCGUGGAUGUCUAAAGAUUCUCGUGCUGGGUUCGGUUUACCUCUCCGCCAAGGGCAUAGGCACCAUCAAUAUGUAGUAAUGGGCGGUACAGUCCGUCGCGUACUGGGUAAAAACACACAAAAAAGAACACACACAAAGAAACAAUUCGUCGUCCUGCAAGCUUCAUUUGAAACACUAUUGCAAUAAUCUGCACCUUAAUCUCCCACCCGCGGUGUUGCUGCGAACGAUGGUGAAAACAGUGUGGGAUGAUUACGAAUGGGUAGUUUUGUCACAAUUUUACCAUUUUUACCUAUUCACCCAGCGACACACAUAGCCCCAGAUAUACUUACACAAACCUAUCCUAUCCUAUACAAUCGCUUACGUGUCAUAUUUGGAAACGCUCUCGCAUCAUUUGUUUUAUUCCGUCGUUGAUUUAAUUCCGAUGAAAAUGAUAACAUAUUUGCAUCAGAUGCAACUAUUAAAAAGAAAGGUAAAUAGUAACGGUGCGCGUGCAAUAAUGGUUUUGUGAUGGUACUAUCCAGUGUUUAUCUUUCAAUUUCAAUUAAUCUAUCGUUCAUCAAUAUGUCCUUAAAAAACAAUAUUUUUGUUUGUUUGUUUGUUCGUAAAUGUUUAAGAGAGAGGCAAUUCAUGUUUUACCUAUUUACAUAUUGUUACAAUUGUCUCCUUGUGCGGUUAGUCUGUGAAACUUCGUUAUCAACGUUUUUAAAACAGCAAGAGACGAUUAAUUAUGCUUAGCAUUAUACGUUAUAUGAGUUUGUUUUGUUUCAAUCGAUUACACUUACGUAUUAUAUAGACCAAUGUAGUUAAGUAAUAAUAUUAAUAAAAAAGUGCGAUCUGCCGAAGAUG